AUGGGCACGGUGCAUGCAAGCUCGGACUAUGACAUCAAGUGCAUCUUUGUGCAACCAAGAAGCAGCUACUUCGGGCUGAAGUCCUCUGCCACGACCUUCAAGCACAACUUCGCGGGCGCGGCUGGCGGAUCGGAUGUGGAAAUAUCCGGCUGGGAGGCACGGCAUGCGCUGCAGCUACUGUCUGAAGAUAACCCGACUGUGCUGGGUCUGUUGCUAUCGCCCGUCGUCUUUGUUGGGGAGGAGUGGCGAGUGCGUCUACAGGACGCUGUCCAGAAGCACAGCAACAGGCAGCGGCUUAUGUAUCACUGGUACAGCCACGCACGGCGAAACUACCAGAGCUACAUCCUCAACAGUGAGUCGCCGCAGCGGAAAAGCACCUUGGCUCCAGAGCAGCCCUGA
This is a messenger RNA of Symbiodinium pilosum, 399 nucleotides long. The record is from the annotation of a GenBank genome assembly. NCBI's taxonomy places the organism in Eukaryota, Dinophyceae, Suessiales, Symbiodiniaceae.